AUGGUGCACAAAGUGAAGAAGAAAGUCCCUUCCCAUUCCAAAACUGAAGCCAAAGCAAAGGCAUUGAAAGCCCAGAAGGCAGUGCUGAUACGCAUCCACAGCCACAAUAAAAAGAAGGUCCACAUGUCAUCCACCUUCCAGCAGCCCAAGACACUGAGGCUCCAAAGGCAGCCCAAAUAUCCUUGGAAGAGAGCACCCAGGAGAAACAAGCUUGACCACUAUGACUUCAACAAGUUUCCUCUGACUACUGAGUCAGCCAUGAAGAAGAUUGAAGAUAACAACACAUUUGUGUUCAUUGUGGAUGCUGACGCCAACCAGCACCAGAUCAAACAGGCUGUGAAGAAGUUCUUUGACACUAACAUAGCCAAGGUCAAUCCCUUGAUCAGGCCUGAUGGAGAAAAGAAGGCAUAUGUUUAG
Molecule: messenger RNA, 417 nt
Organism: Chrysochloris asiatica (Cape golden mole)
Lineage: Eukaryota; Metazoa; Chordata; Mammalia; Afrosoricida; Chrysochloridae
Product: 60S ribosomal protein L23a-like
Exons: 1
Coding region: 1-417 (138 amino acids)
Biological process (GO): translation; ribosomal large subunit assembly
Cellular component (GO): ribosome; cytosolic large ribosomal subunit
Molecular function (GO): structural constituent of ribosome
Source: RefSeq, a predicted model, not a curated record